Molecule: messenger RNA, 2011 nt
Organism: Cladocopium goreaui
Lineage: Eukaryota; Dinophyceae; Suessiales; Symbiodiniaceae
Source: the annotation of a GenBank genome assembly
AAGAGGAACCCGCCAAAGAUUGGCUCCAACUCUGAGAGGAAGCCGGGCUGAACGGGCCCGAAUUCCUUCGCCAAAGGAGCCAUGGCACAUUUGAAGAAGUUGCAGACCGAGAUUGACAAAGGCUUGAAGAAAGUCGAUGAAGGUGUGGAAGAGUACAAUCGGCUAAAAGAUGCACAUCACCGUGCUUCCCAGCCCAAUCAGAAAGAAAAACUGGAGGAGAAUCUGAAAGCUCAGAUCAAGAAGCUCCAGCGGGAUCGAAAUCAGCUUUCCAGCUGGAUUGCGGAGAAGAGUGUGAAGGACAAAGAUCUCUUGAUGGAAGGCAAGAGCAAAAUCGAGGCUCUCAUGGAUCAUUUCAAGGACUUCGAACGUGAGUCCAAGAUGAAACGAUUCUCACAGGUGGGCCUGAACAAAGAAGAUCGGGCAGAUCCAGAAGUACAGAAACGCCGCGAGAUGAUCACAUGGAUCCAAGAUAUGCUCUCCAAUCUGGAGAAGGAGUUUGAUGAGCUGACAGCAGAGGACCAAAGAUUGACGUCUAGAAAGCCUUCCAAGAACUCGAAAGAGGAGGCAAAUUUGGCCUUUACCAAGAGAGUCUUGGAGUCUCAUAGGUGGCACAUGAACAAGCUGGAACAGCUUCAAAGAAAGCUGAACAACGAAGACGUGAAUGUGGAGAGCUUGGAGACGCUGAAAGACAGCCUCACAAAUUACAUGGAUGAGGGAAUAAAUCAGAGGACCGCGGAGGGCUUCAUGGAUUUCAACGAAGCCUAUGACGACUUCAAUUUGGAAGAGGUGGAAGACUACCUGGCAACAGGCAGGGAAAAGGAUGAUGAGGAAGAGAAGGAAGAAGUCAAGAAGGAGGAGCCGAAGCCCAAGGAGCCUGCAAAGCACAAGGCACCCAGUAUCUCAGUGCACCCACGGCCAGUGGACGAGAAACCCAAGGAAAAGGUCGCAUCCAAACAGAUUGCAACGAGAGUGCUUGCACAGCCACCUGCUCACCAAGCGCCCAGCCAGGCUUCGCAUGCGAUGCCAAGUGCCGUUGCAGCGGCUGCUGCACCUGUGGCCUCCCCUGCACCAAGUCCACAUAUACCAAAGCAGCUAACGGUAGCUCCACCGCCCCAGGUCCAGGUGCCACCGCAACCUCCUGUGCAUGUAGGCCCCGCCGAUGGCAUUGCGCCCACCGUGCCACCACCUUCCCAGCCGCCCCCAGCACCCGAUGCAGUACCCGCCCAUAUUCCCCCGCCAGCCCAGCCACCACCACCACCCCCACCUCCCAGCUAUGCACUGCCGCCAGCUCCAGCAGCUGGACAUUUUGGUGCACUGCCACCUGUAGGCCCUCCACCGCCUCCAAAUGAGGCCCCUCCUGUUGCUGUUGCUCAAGCACAAAAUCAGAUAGCAGUGGCAGAAGGACCGGCUGACCUGCAAUAUGCGGCUUUGACAGAAGAGCAAGAAAGGAAUCACGCCCUUUUCGAGGCGUCAGGGCGCUUUAUGCCCUUGCCCAGCGACCGGAGGAAGAAUAGAAGUUAUUCGCCGAUGAUCCCCUACAUCCACAGAGAUGCAGCCGGGAGAGCCUUGUAUCCAGAGGAGCCGCACAGGUCCUCUGAAGAUCCCAGAUAUUUUGCGCGUUAUGACCCUGAAACCCUCUUUUUCAUCUUCUACUUCCAACAGGGCACCUAUCAGCAGUAUCUGGCGGCCAAGGAAUUGAAUAGGGCGACAUGGAGGUACCACACGAAGUACCACACAUGGUUUCAGCGCGCCGAAGAGCCUGUUUAUACUGCACCGGAGCUUGAACGUGGCGCCUAUAUUUUCUUCGACUUCGAGACCAGAUGGGAGUCGGCAGUGACGAAGCAAGACUUCACCUUCGAAUAUGCCUGGCUGGAAUCCUCUGACCUUUGAAUUCUGGACUGACCCAGCUGCUGUGGCCGCCGCCAUGGCCGAGCUGUGGCAAGAUUUGAGUUGAUUAUGCUGGUGGCCAUCGGACAGACUGCAGGGCCAGAGAGAAAAACAUGCAAAAAGU